CACUAGGCCGGUAAUACCAGAGCCCCGCCUGUGUGUGAGUGUGUGUAUCGCUCGGAGGCGGAUGGGGAGGAGGACGCGCUGGUUCGUGACUGGAGACGGACGGUGAGCGGCGGCUGGGUCUGUACUGUACUGAUACACGGGAGAGAGACCAGGGCUGCGGUUUGGGCUGAAAGCCGACAUUCCGUCGUUUUGUUGGGGCUGUGGAGCCGCGGAGAGGUAACUGAUCCAGUGCACCUGAGAAAAGAUACCAACCAUGUCACUGUACCCGUCUUUAGAAGACAUGAAGGUGGAUAAGUUCAUCCAGGCACACAACACGCCUACUGCCAGCCCAUCCAGAGCACUGCCACUGCCAGACCCCACCCACUGCCCGACGAGCCCUGCCGAAAGUGAGUCAAAAGUGGAGGAGAUUGGCACAGGUACUUCUGGCAAGUUAUACCCCGAGCUGAGUGAGUUUAUGGGCCUGAAUCUCAGUGUAGAUGCUCUACAGGUUCUGUCUACUACUGUUCCCGAACAAACCAGUGGAGCUCUCAGUGUCCACUCAUCUGGCAUGAACUGGGCAGCUGCUCCCAUAACAGGCGGUGAUCUGGGCGUGAAGAGAGCUGAGAUCCGACAGGGUGUCAGAGAGGUGGUGCUGUGCAAAGACAUGGACGGCAAGAUCGGCCUCCGACUCAAAGCUAUAGACAACGGUGUUUUUGUGCAGCUGGUGCAGGCUAACACUGCGGCGGCGCUGGGUGGACUUCGAUUUGGUGAUCAGAUUCUGCAGAUUAACGGAGAGUCGUGUGCUGGCUGGAGCAGCGACUGUGCACACAAAGCACUGAAGAACGCCAACCCUGAGAGAAUCACACUCGCUGUACGAGACAGGCCACUGGAACGCACGGUCACUCUGCACAAGGACAUGAACGGCCAGCUGGGAUUUAUCUUUAAGAAAGGCAAGAUCACCUCCAUAGUGAAGGACAGCUCUGCAGCUCGUAAUGGACUCCUCACUGACCAGCAGAUCUGUGAAAUCAAUGGACAAAAUGUGAUUGGGCUGAAGGACUCUCAAGUGUUGGACAUCCUUAAUUCUAGUGACAGGGUUGUGACCGUAACUGUGAUGCCGAUGGUCAUCUUCGAGCACAUGAUGAAGAGGAUGUGCAGCAGCAUUGUGAAGUCCUUAAUGGACCACUCCAUUCCUGAGGUGUGAUAUGAACUGAGCCAGCGCCGAACAGGCUUGUUUUUGUGUGCAGGUCGACAGUUUUGUGGGAGUGAUGUUAUGCAUACAUACACAGUGUGUGGGCAUGUGUGCAUUUUAAUAGAAGAGAAAAUAAAGAGAGGGGGGAGCUUUUUCUUUUUUCAGUUUUCUUCUUUUCCAUGAUUAAAGGAAUACUCUCGGGUUUUUUAACUUAAUCUCUGUUUACCAGAUCUGCUGCAAACAGCAUAUUACCAUUGUUAGAUUCAUAUAAUUGCAAAUAUAAAUGUGAUAGAAUCCCAUAAGAAGAUGCUGAAGCUACUGUACUGCUCACUGGCUCAUACUGCAUGUGUGCUACAGAGAUGGAGAUAGUGAUUAUGUUUAAAUAUUUGAAGUAUUUCUUUAAUCGGUUUGUUUAUGUAGGAUGUAUAUUAUUUUUUAAUAAUAUUAUGUUCAUGAUCAUGUUCAAGUUUCAAAAUGCAAAUAAUCUUAUAUUGAAAAAGUAAAUAAGGGUAUUUAUUUGACCAUAGCAAGACUGACACAUAUUAGCAUGAUUAUUUUAAUCAUUUACCUUGCUAUAGGCAAAUAAACUUGUUUUAGGGCAAAGUCCUCUACAUUUUACUGUUGUACUUUUUUUUUGAAUGACAUUGAUAGAAAUCUCCACUGCUUGUUUAACCUUUUCUUAUCCUUGUAAUGCCCCAGUGUCCAAAGAUCACCUGUCUACAAAACUACAGACUAAAGCUUCCUGAACAAAUGGCCCAAAUUUUCUGCAUAUGCAUAAUAUAUAAAAACACUUAAAAAAAAUUGAGAAACAUAAAAAAGUAAGUAAGAUAAAAACAUAGAUAAAUGUGCAAUUUGAAAGCCAUUAUAAAACUAUGCAGAGGUGACAACUUUUAUAGACAAGCAUUACAUAAAAGACCUGCUUUAUGACUAGUAAAUAUGUUGAAAACUUAAUAAUAAUGUAGUUUGUAAAAAAUAUCUAAUUUGUAGUAAUGACACUGUCAGGCCUGAGUUGUAUGUGUAGGCCUAACCUCUAUUAUUUAUACAGUAUCUAGACUGUCAGUCAGAGAUGACAGCGUUUUAUUAGUUGAGUUCAUGCAGUGAUGGUAAAAGCUACCGUACAUCAGGUUUAAAGCCAGUAUUAGUAUCGCUGGUCUCUUUAUAAUCACUGAAUGAGUUGUAUUUGAAUCAGGGGAAUUGGUUCUUAGAGAUCGUUGUUCUCCACUUCAAACAGAGAAGCACGUGCACUUCAUUUACUUUUUGUUCAAGAGACUCUCUAAUCCAGUGUCUGAUACAAAUGGCAAUGGCAUAGGAAAGGAGAGCUAUAGUAAAUAUGUUCUAUUCCUCCAAUACAGGCAUAUUCAUCUUCAUUAUCCAAACUGACAUGUUGUCCAAAGAUAUCAGUGUGUUUUGAUAAUUCAACCUCAAUAAAAACCCAAACAAAUGA
Messenger RNA from Astyanax mexicanus (Mexican tetra), 2612 nucleotides. RefSeq names its product syndecan binding protein (syntenin). The record is from RefSeq and is a predicted model, not a curated record. Lineage: Eukaryota; Metazoa; Chordata; Actinopteri; Characiformes; Acestrorhamphidae. The coding region runs from base 254 to 1180 and encodes 308 amino acids. Gene Ontology annotation, cellular component: plasma membrane; cytoplasm. The transcript has 9 exons. Gene Ontology annotation, molecular function: protein binding.